AUGGAUUCCCAUCCGCAUAGCUCGGACCCGGACGCUGUCCCCGGCAUUCCUGCCCACUCAAGCGCUCCCACCACCCUGCGCUGCUGCUGUGGGCACGAUGAGUGUGCGCUGCUCGAGCACAACAAUGUCACCCUCGAGGGCCUCGAGAAAGACCUCGCCAUAGCUGCGAGACUCGGUCAGGCCCUGCUCCACCGCCAUGAAAGCUACAUGGCCGAGGCGGAAGAGGACCGCCACCGGCUGCUGGCCAGCGUGGAUGCCCUCGAACGCGAAAAGCGCCAGGUUCAGGCCGAAAAUGCGCGCAUCGUCGAGGAGAACCGCUCUUUGCUAGAGCAGCUGGAUAGCUUGAACCAGGCUGUUGCUGAGUCUGACGAGCAUGUCAACACACUGACCUUUACCUUGGAGAGUACGCAGUCUGAACUGCGCAAAUUGACGGUGGCUGCUUCGCGUGCAGCCGAUCUCGAGGCCCAAUUGGCCCUUAUGGAAACGGAGCAGUCCAAACUGCAAGAAUCGCUUUCUUCGGCUCAGGAUGAUGAGAAAUCGGCUGUGCAACGGUGGCGGAAUGCGGAGAGCGCAUUGAGAAACCUUCAUGAUCAGGUUGACCGCAUUGAGAAAGAAGCGCACGACGAGCGUGAACGACAUUCUGAGCUGGUUCAACGCAUGGAGCGGAAGAGGGCCGUGGAGCGUGAGCUGGAUAAUGCUGCGGGCCGUCUCAAGGGCGCUGCUGCUGCGUCCGAUCUUGACCGCCAUGUCGGUAGCACGACUGUCGUCUCGCGCUUCGUGAAGGAUAUCCUACAGGACAACGCCAACCUGCAGGUGGGAAUCAUGGAGUUGCGUGAAAUGCUUGAAAGCUCGAAUCAGGAGGUGCAGAACCUGCGGGGUCAAGUUCUGUCUCAUCAACCGCUGGCCGGCAUUGAUGACGAGGGUCAUACUAACUGUGCGCCUUUCACAACUCUGAGCGAGGAAUUGGAGUCAAAGGAACGCCGAGUCUCGCAAGAAUUCCACAUCCACCAUCACUUCCACUCACCGACCUCCAAGAAAGAGAAAGGCCCACUCAACCGUCGUGUCAAGAAGAGACGCCCCGCAUUGGGAAGCCCGAUUCCCUUGCACUCCGCAAUGGGCGCCCAGUCUCCUCGCAGACCCGUUCAUCGAUCGCAGUCGUCUGGCUCGUCCAUGUCUACCAUCCUAUGUCCAACUUCCAUCUCCAUUCCGCCCCCAUCUUCCCGUCACUGGUCGUUACAGUCACCUGUCACGGAUUCUCUUGCAAGCUCACCGCAAUCCGCAUUCCGCACAUCGUCAAUAUUUGACCGUAUCGAUAAAGGAUCUGAUUUCUCUCAGCCUACUAGCCCCGACAGCGCUGUAUUCUCCUCGCCACUGAUGGGUGCACGCAACCUCAAAGGACUUGACAUGCCAUUCAGGCCGCUGGCUGGUUUCGAUAACAUCGACACAUCAAUAGAUGAUUCAGUAGAAACAUUUGAUGACGAGCAUUAUGAUCAACUGGAUAUUGGUGAAGCCAUUCCUCGGCAACCUGCGAUUCCGGAAGAAUCAGAGCCAUCAUCAGGGCCAUACUUGCGGUCCGUCGCUGGCGAGCCUCCCGCGACCACCGAAGAAGACCCAUUUGGCAUGCCAAUGCAGUUCUCGUCUCUGCGCAGGUCUGUUUCGCACGACAGCUUGUUCUCUGUGGCUGGCAUGGACAUCCAUACCCCGACCAAUCGCCGCUCACGGAUGAGUGACUGGCAUCCCGGCAAGCAGAUUCCCCAGCGGAUGGUGUCACCUAGUGUUGAGCUAGUCUCUACGCCUCCCAUCAUCUCCGCUCCUACCAUCACGGUCGAUCGGGCCAAUGCCUCGAAGCAGUCAUCCCGGUCCUUGCUGGCAUCAGUGGCCGCAGGAAGUAACCUGCCGACUGAUUCCUCGUCCAUUGUUUCUACCGAUACAAACAGCACCAGCUCGACUGCAACUCCGGUUCCUCGCAAGUCUGCGACACUGGGUCGCCGCGUGGGUGGCUGGGUUUUGGGCCGCUGGGGCCUGGCCCCAGUAUCUCCAGAUCGCGAUUCCCAUGAGCCUACUGCCGAUGCCUCGGAAGAAUCUGUUACAUCGCCAACACCUGAUACCACUCAUCACACUCAUCGAACACCUAACCCUCUUGCUCCGACACCACCCUUGGGUUUCCGGUUCCCCGGCGUAAACCAAAAGGGGCCCAUCAUGGGAUUUCGUCCUCCACCCUCUGCUCCCACCGUGGUACAUGCACAGGGGAUUGACGAAGACCUACUGCGAGAGAGCCUAGCCGAGGAACACGGUUGA
Penicillium alfredii is the source of this 2298-nucleotide messenger RNA. RefSeq lists its product as uncharacterized. The transcript has 2 exons. Bases 1 to 2298 code for a protein of 765 amino acids. Lineage: Eukaryota; Fungi; Ascomycota; Eurotiomycetes; Eurotiales; Aspergillaceae. The record is from RefSeq and is a predicted model, not a curated record.